This is a messenger RNA of Nomia melanderi (Alkali bee), 2728 nucleotides long. The record is from RefSeq and is a predicted model, not a curated record. NCBI's taxonomy places the organism in Eukaryota, Metazoa, Arthropoda, Insecta, Hymenoptera, Halictidae.
UGUUCUGCAAGUUGUACUUUAGGAUAUGUAAAUAUAAGAGAAGUGUGCGAAGUCUCCGAGUGUCAGCCGUGUCCAUUAGAAAGUGCACUUCCAAAGAAAACGAUAGCAGAGUGCGCGGUGAAGAGCGGCGGAGCGGUGGUGGAGCACCAUCAGUCUUCGUACUGGGAGCAACCCUUUAGCCAGCCGUACUUCGACAACACGACGAAGAGGGAGACCACGACGACCGUCGGUCAGACUGUUUACCUGCACUGCAGGGUGCGCAAUCUCGGCGAUCGUUCUGUCUCAUGGAUCAGACAACGAGAUUUACACAUCCUCACAGUAGGAAUCCUAACGUACACGAAUGACGAGCGUUUCCAGUCGUUGCACAGUGACGGAACCGAUGAAUGGACCUUGAAGAUUUCUUCACCUCAGGUUCGAGACAGCGGGAUAUACGAGUGUCAAGUCUCAACCGAACCGAAGAUCAGCCAGGCUUUUAACUUGAGCGUUGUAGUGUCGAAGGCAAAGAUCAACGGCAAUUCGGAGCUGCACAUCAAAAGCGGAAGCGACAUCAAUCUAACCUGCGUCGUACUGCAGACACCUGAGCCGCCGUCCUUCAUUUACUGGUACAAAGGUGACCACGUGAUAAAUUACAGUCAAAGAGGAGGGAUCAGCGUAGUUACUGAAAAGCAAACGCGAACAUCACGCCUCUUGAUCUCCAGAGCGUUACCUGCUGAUUCUGGAAAUUACACAUGUGCCCCGUCUGCGGCCGAGAAAGCCAGUGUCCUAGUCCACGUACUCAAUGGAGAGCAUCCCGCGGCGAUGCAGCAUGGGAACUCGAGCAACAGCGGCGCGGCGACGAGGACGCUCGCGUUGCUCCUGUUGCUUCUGCACGCCGGUUCGUUCGCGAGGUGACUGGUCGAUCACGGAGCCAUCCAAUAAGAACAUAACCAGAGGUCGUCCCCCCUUUAUUUAAUCGAAGAAGAAGAGGAAGAGGAAGAGGGAGAGAAAGAAGAAGAAGAAGAAGAAGAAGAAGAGAAGAAAAAGGAAAAAGAAACCAUGAGAGGAAAGGGCGAGAGGGAAUCUAGAAAGGAAGCAUCGUCUCAAUCAACAGUAACCACCUUGUGCCCCUAUAUAUCACCUUUGAUCUUUCUUUUACCUGAUCGACCAGGCGACCAGGCAGAUCAGCGGCCAUUACGGAAUCCUUUCGCCAAAGAAUUAUCCUCGCACGUUUCGAGGACGCUUGUGACCGUUGCGCAUCCCCUAAAAGGGACGUCCCGAGGAUUCUAGCUGGUGGAUCGCUAGCGCGACUCGCGAGGAUUAGGAAAAAUCUGCAGUGUGUCUAACAGUGUUCUCGGCUUCUUGUUUGUAUCCGUAGAUAAUAUUCCGCGUGUCAAUCGAAGCAACGCGAGUGGGACUGUUCAACAGUGGCUGGAACGGUUCUCCGUUCGAGACGGCACCACGAGCCGGUUCGCUCAAUCGGACUCGCAAACUGUUAGGUUCGUUGUUCGAUGAAAAUGAAGGAGAGAGGGGGACAGAUGCGGCCCCGGGACGAAAAGCUCUCGGGGCGACAUGUAAAUGGCUGUUUAGUAUGAGACAGUUGGACUCGACGCGAUCCACGAUACGUUCUUCGGUAACUGUAAUCAACGAUCCGCACGACUCGAUCCCGUUGUCAAUGGGUGUGUAGCACAUUCGCGGUUUUUUUUUCAUUUUUGUUAGCGCGGAGUUGGUUUUCUCGUAAGAUGAUCGGGUGUGUCUCGGAUAGUUUCGACUCGAGGGGUUGUUUGUGCUCGUUUUUGUUUCAUUUCUCAGUGGUUUUUGGUAAUUUUCUUACUUUAUGGGCGUUGCAUUGAAACGGCUGUUUCGUUUGGAGGGUAGUAGAGAAGAUGUACUUUAAAUUGAUCUUUAGUUUCGUUCUCUAACGGUGACUGAUUCUUGUUAUACUUGAAAAGUUGUAGAUGAGUGUAUCAUUUAAAGGUACCGUUGAAGGAAAUAUGUUUAUGGUGUCAUUGUUACGUUUGUAAUAUAGAUCAGAGGUUUGUGUUAUGAUAACAUUAUCUCUACUGAUAGUCUGAAUAAAUAUUGACGGACAUUUGUUUUACCAGUUGUUAUGCUUUUUAAUAAUGUAUAACGAAGCUCGUAUGAUAGAUAUUGGGGAUUGAGAGAAUUCUUAUUUGUUAAUAAGGGUGGACCAUUUCUCACGGAAGAAGUCGCGAUGAACGAGGUCGUUUAAAAGAUUAAUUGCUAGCGUGAUUAAUUACGUAAACGUAAGCAAUGGAUUUAUUUUGUUUCACUGAUGAAGUCGUACAGUUAUUGUUAAUUAACGAUGUAUUAUACAUGGAAGAAUUCACUACAAUCGUUUUCUAAUUACUUUCCGAUCCGUUCGUAUUAUUUAAGAUUCUUAAAUGGUGCGGUUAACCAAUAAUAAGUAAAAUAUUAGCAAUCUAUUGGAUCGAAUAAAAAAAAUACGUAGCGCAAUGAUAUUUGAUAAUCAGCAGGUUUAUUUGGAAAACUUUUAAACGUUAACGUCUGAACGCAGAAAAUCAUUGUAAUGUACUUCGAAUCACUAUAUAGUCAAUUUUUUCAAGCAAUAAAGCAUUUACAUCUAAAUCGAAAAUCUAUCCUUUUUUCCAUGAGUUUGCGUAUCGCUCAAACAGUUUUUAAACUUGUAAAAUAGUAAUAAAAUGUUGUAUGCUCAGAAUAGGUUCUACCAUACGUAUAAACAACUUUCAUUUGAAAAUACACUUGUAGA